Striga asiatica is the source of this 3081-nucleotide messenger RNA. The record is from the annotation of a GenBank genome assembly. NCBI's taxonomy places the organism in Eukaryota, Viridiplantae, Streptophyta, Magnoliopsida, Lamiales, Orobanchaceae.
AUGAGAAGUUAUGGGAAAGAGUAUAUUACAGCAUCUCUAAUUCGUGAAUUUCUAAUGAUCGUCGUGUUCUGCAUACUGGAUCCGGUACUAUUCUAUGUUUUUCCCGAAAGUGUGCCAAUCCCUAUGUUGUGCGGAGCUGAGCAUCCUCUAUUCGCUGGGAUAAAGCUUUUCCUCUGCAGGGGCCUUGUGCAAAUGGAUUCCUCGUCAAGCCUAAACGAAUGGGUGGGGGAAGGGGGGUGUGGACACACUUGCGCGAAUUCGGGUAACGGCUACAAGGGAGAAAUCGAAAGGAAACUGUACCCGACCAGGGAUGGACGUAAACUCUGGCUACUUACUGGAGCUUCGACCAACCACCACCGGUCAAUGGAGCUUUUGGGCCACCCCUUACUCUACCAUUAUUAUAGGGCUAUUCUGUUGAUUCUUCUCCAAACAGGAACCACCGAUUUACAAAUUUCAUUAACCACAGAAUUUAGUGAGCGGCGCCAAAUCUUUCUAUGGAUUGCUUCUUUCGCCUCUUUCGCCGUCAAAGUGCCUAUGGUACCAGUUCAUAUUUGGUUACCCGAAGCUCAUGUAGAGGCACCUACGGCAGGAUCCGUCAUCUUGGCAGGAAUUCCUUUAAAAUUGGGAACCUACGGGUUUUUAAGAUUUUCAAUACCCAUGUUUCCCGAAGCGACACUUUGUUCCACUCCUUUCAUUUAUACUCCAAGCGCGAUUGCUAUAAUAUAUACUUCCUCGACCACUUUAAGACAGAUCGAUCUUAAGAAGAUCAUAGCUUACUCCUCAGUAGCUCAUAUGAAUCUGGUGACUAUUGGCCAGCUCAGUUCUCUUAUCCAUCGGUCCAAUGCACUGGGCUCAUCUCAUGGAGGGAAAAGCCAAAAUGUAGUUGUCUUGUUCGCCGCCUCGACGCAUUCCCUUCUCUCCCCGGUAUCGUCCCACACAGAAAGAAAGAGCGCAGAGCCCCGGCCUAUAACUAAGAUUGUCCAGUCCAGCGGCGCAGCGCAAACGAACGUGAGCUGCUAUACCGAAUCCCCCGCUGGCCAUCGGGGACCGAGUGGUGCACGAACGGACAACUCCAAACGUCAUACAUCCGCCGCCUACCUACCGUUUAGGUGGCACCAGCGAGAUCCAGCUAAGGUAAGGUCGUGUCGCGGCUGCUCCACUCCGCUGCGGUCUGAUGAACUUCACUUCGUUGCCUUCCCGCGCGCGAAGCGAAUGGGCGCUGUGCCGUGGGGAAUUGGAGGUAGCAUUCUACCGAUGUCAAGUCAUGGACUGGUUUCUUCAGCCCUUUUUCUAUGUGUUGGUGUUCUAUAUGACCGACAUAAGACUCGACUUGUUAGAUAUUACGGAGGUUCAGUGAGCACCAUGCCGAAUCUCCCUACCAUUUUCUUCUCUUCCACUUUGGCCAAUAUGAGUUCACCUGGUACUAGCAGUUUUAUCGGGGAAUUUCUCAUCUUAGUAGGAGCUUUCCAAAGAAAUAGCUUAGUAGCGACAUUAGCAGCGCUUGGGAUGAUUUUAGGCGCGGCCUAUUCCCUUUGGCUAUAUAAUCGUGCGGUUUCUGGGAAUUUCAAACCCGAUUUCCUCCAUAAAUUCUCCGAUCCAAAUGGCAGAGAAGUUUCCAUAUUUAUACCUUUUCUUGUUGGAGGGGCGACCCCUUACCGCUCCGUGGGCUUCACCAUGAUACGGACUCCAAAGUCAAUUGCAUCGAACCGCUCCGUGGGCCUCUCGAUCUUUUUCGUAGUUGAGAAGGAGUCUAAAUCAAUGAACAUUAAUGAACCAUCAUUGAUGGACAAGUUGCUUACUUUCCUAGUAGCGAAGGAAAAGGGCAGGGCUUUUUUCUCCAUAAUAGUGGUCCGGUCUCAUUCAAUCUAUUUAGGCCGUCGGAAUCAUUUUCGGUCGAAGGACCAUUCAAUUCAUCGGCGACCUCGCCUGGCGCCAUUCCCGGACCUAGCAGCAGACGGGCGGGCCGUGCCUGAAUUCAGACCGGACCAGACUCUUCUUUGUUUGAGCUGCUCCCACGCAGACCGGAAGAUCUCACACUGGAACAAGUACGUAGAGAUCUUCGUGGGACCGUGGAGGGAGUCGCAAUCGGUCUUUUCUAGGAUUCCUUAUCACGCCACACAUGGAGAUUUUUCCGAUAAGACCGUUAGGUGCCUGCUUCUACGGAAGAGGUUGACUUUGUACCACCCGGAGAUCGGAAUCCGGAGCGAUAAGAACGAAAGGGUUGGUGUGGCCACAGUUACAACUACUAGCGCUUCAAAAGGCUUAGAUUCUGCAACAUGGGAAAUUUCAUUGAGAGGAAUCAGCAAAGAAAAGAAAGAUUCUCCGGGAAUUGGUAUAUCGAUCAAGUGGAAUAUGAUAUAUGUGAAAAUAUGUCAACAUCACUGGAAUCAGCAUAAGAUUUGGAUUCCAUCAACUCGUAGUCCUACGUACGAUAUUAAAAAAAAACGCGCGAUUGAUUCCCACGAGCUAAAGGUCAAUACGAGCGUUGCACUAGCGAAAUCUAAAGGAUUUGUAUCCCCACACAUCCUGCUUGUAGUAUUGUAUUGUCAUCCGAGAAAUUAUCUAGUUGUAGGCUCAGAGGCUUCCGUUAAAAGAAAAGGUGGGUACGGUUUUCCUAUCCUCGCCCUCGGCAAAGCAAAGCAGACAAGGGCCGAGAAGAGCACGGCAAUGCGGAAGUCAACGAAGCGAAGUCCGGAAGUACGGUUCAAUUUCCUACUGGAGGUAAGGCCCGGGACAAAGGUUUUGAUAAGUCAAUAUUGUUGCUUUCUCGGCUAUUCCAAUAGAAAUGAUGGAAAUUCUCGUAUAGUAGUAGACGGCAGUAGAUCCUACAAUGGUAAGGUUUUCAACGGCAACUUCGAUUGCGCCCCAUCUCUACUUCGAGAAAAAGGUUCUAUCCUCGGAUUCGCAAUAGCGACAAAGAAAAAGGAAGGGGUGGAUCUAUGUUCCAGACCAGGGCACCACUCCUCUUAUUACCCUGAAAAGGAAACAACUCACUUCUUGCGGAAUGAUAGAUCCGUUUGUCUUGCUCUACCUCGCAAGGACUUCUACCAUCCCUCUUUUUCUAAAUUGUUGUUCGCAUAG